AUGGCUUCUCCCCGAAAGCUUUCGACCCCUCAGGACUAUGCGGAUCUUCUGUCCCGGUAUGAUACUUGGCUCUUCGACUGCGAUGGUGUGAUAUGGUCCGGCGACGAAGUUAUCGACGGAGCUAGCAAGGCAGUCGACUUUCUAAGGGGCCAUGGGAAAAGAGUCAUCUUUGUCACGAACAAUGCGGCCAGAAGCCGGCCGAUGCUUAAAAAAAAGUUUGACAGGCUAGGGAUUGCAGCCACGGAGGAUGAAAUUUUGUCUAGUGCCUAUGCGGCAGCUGUCUAUCUCAAGAACGUGCUCAAGUUCCCCGCUGACCGCAAGGUGUUUGUCAUGGGAAUGGAAGGCAUCGAAGCAGAGCUCGACACGGUUGGUAUCCAACGAUGUGGAGGAACCCACCCCGAGGACAACAAGUUCCUCCCUGCCAACGACUAUUCUUCGCUUGUCGAGGAGGAUGCAAUUGAUCCUGCGGUUGGUGCCGUCCUUUGUGGGUUCGACAUGCACCUCAAUUACGCCAAGCUCUGCAAGGCAUACAGAUACUUGACGCGCGAAGGCGCACAAGGGCCUGUCCUCGCUGGGAAGACGGGAGGUGGCUGCCACUUUAUCCUGACGAACGAUGACAAGGUGGUUCCCGCUAUGGGACAAUUAUGGCCCGGUUCUGGCUCUCUUGCCACGCCAUUGAUCGAUUCGACAAAGCGUGAGCCAAUUGUGGUCGGCAAACCUCAUGCGCCCAUGCUGGAAACUGUUAAAUCACUUUACAACAUCGACGAGAGUCGGUCCAUAUUUGUUGGAGACAAUCUUCACACGGAUAUCCUGUUUGCCCAAGAUGGGAAAAUGGACUCCCUUCUGGUUCUGACAGGGGUGACCAAAGAGGAGGAUUGUGAGACUGAAGCGAUCUGGCCAUCCUUUAUCAUGGAUAAUAUUAGCAAUAUCGUGGCAGCGGAAACGGGACCGUCGAGGAUCGGCGCCGUAGGUGUUGAUGGAACGAUUGGGAUUCAUGCAUCUCUGUAG
This is a messenger RNA of Penicillium diatomitis, 1008 nucleotides long. RefSeq names its product putative 4-nitrophenylphosphatase. The transcript has 3 exons. The coding region runs from base 1 to 1008 and encodes 335 amino acids. Gene Ontology annotation, molecular function: phosphoglycolate phosphatase activity; alkaline phosphatase activity. The record is from RefSeq and is a predicted model, not a curated record. NCBI's taxonomy places the organism in Eukaryota, Fungi, Ascomycota, Eurotiomycetes, Eurotiales, Aspergillaceae.